Molecule: messenger RNA, 681 nt
Organism: Aspergillus mulundensis
Lineage: Eukaryota; Fungi; Ascomycota; Eurotiomycetes; Eurotiales; Aspergillaceae
Exons: 1
Coding region: 1-681 (226 amino acids)
Source: RefSeq, a predicted model, not a curated record
AUGACUCGCACUUCUUGCCAGCCCGGUAAUCUCAGCCAGGUCGAGCCGGUCAAAAGGGAAUCUAACCAGGGCUCAACAUCCGCAAGCAGCCGGUUUUAUCGCAGGGCAGACACUUCCAUAGGCGGGGAGAUUAGCCAGGCAUUCAAAUCGCUAAGUCUCACCACAGUUGACCAUUCACGCGCUGUCACUUUGCCAGAUUGCGGGGAUUUCCGUACUCUGCCCUCCUCCAAUCUCGGAAUGGUUAACCAGGGCAUGGCUGUCUCCCUCUCCAGGACGCCCGACCUCGCGAAUCGCAGGAAGCAGAAGUCGAUACUGAGAGCCGCCCGGCCGUCGGUGAACGUCGACAUGGAGGGCGAUGUUAUAAUGUCCGACGCUAGUCAGGAGGAGGACGAAGUGAAGUAUAGACGGAGUGACUGGAUAAAAAAUCGGCGACUCUUGGCGGAUAAGACCAGGGGCAAGGCUGUUCAGCAGGCUGGCGGAGUGCGAGAUGGAGGCCUUACCCCUACCCGCCGCGUACAGAAAGUGCACUUCUCCAAGUCCGGGAGCACAUUUCGGUAUUUAGAUCGGGAAUAUACGCCUUUGCAAGUGGCGCAGGCGCCGGAGCACAGUGUCAUGUUGCCAGUGGCCGGGAACAAAAUUAGUGAUAUGGCGACGGACGACGGGUUGGCUGACAUCCUUUGA